CGUGCGUUCUGGUCAAAUACCUCCGCUGAAUUUAUUGUCUUUAACUUCAUAUUUUCUCCUACUUGUUGCAAUUUGGAGCGCGCCACUCGAGAGACCUCGCUCUUAAAAUUUACGACGACCUCGAGCGCAAAUAUUAAGUGACAGUCUGAGCUGGUCUCUGAUUGGUCGUCGGGCUCUCAGCGGCACUUCAAAGCCAAGUAGAAGCUACAACUACUAAAGCAGUCAGAGAGGAAACAGACUCAUCACGUUCAGUCACCGCGAGCACACACUCAGACGAAGAUAUCAAAACACAGAUAAUGGCUGCUACACUGCUAGGGGAGGAGCCCCGGCUAGGCAGCGCACCGCUGGCAAUGCUGGCCGCCACCUGCAGCAGAAUCGGUGAGCCCAGCCCCUCGUGCUCCCCUGCUUUUUCCGAUGGAGCCCAGUGUCACGCGAAGGGCUUUCACCCAUGGAAAAGAGGCGCACCGGGUACCAGUAGCAUUGGUGCCUGCUUCACCUCUUCCGGGCUUCCCUCUGGAACUUCCAGAAGUAACGGGGCCGGUCUGACGGAGACCUCCAGCGCUUUCUCAGUGACCACUGCCAACUCUCCUUUUGGAAAUGAGUUUUCGAUCUACCAGACUUCUGUGCCAUCAGACAACAGUGUUCCCGAUACUGCGCACGCACAGCGGUCUGUGUUUCUGACCAAAUUUCCCUCCUCGGUGGAGGGCAUAACAGGGAUAUAUCCGAGGAUGCACGCGCAUCCCUAUGAGUCAUGGUUCAAGCCAGUGGGGGAUGUCAAUAACGGGUCUACUGCUUGGUGGGACAUGGGAACCAGCUGGGUGGACACACAGAGCCCGGCCGGGUUACCCUCUCAUCUGAACGGCUACAGCACUGACUACAGCUCCGCCUUCGGUCCCGGUGCCUCUCAGCACCUACUCCCCACCACACAGCACCUGUUUGACGGCUUCAGGCCACCUGUACCGACUCACUACACAGAGCCUACGACGACAGGGGCACCUGCUCUGACAGGGACCCCCGUCGUUUCUCUGCCCGCAUCUUCCCGCUCCUCCUCACGACGGUACUCCGGCAGAGCCACGUGCGACUGCCCGAACUGCCAGGAGGCGGAGAGCCUUGGUCAGGGGGGCAUGAGCCCGCGGCGGAGGGGCUUGCACAGCUGCCACAUUCCGGGUUGUGGUAAAGUUUACGGGAAGACCUCUCACCUGAAGGCUCACCUGCGCUGGCACACCGGGGAGAGGCCAUUUGUCUGCAACUGGCUCUUCUGCGGGAAACGCUUCACGCGCUCGGACGAGCUCCAGCGGCAUUUGCGCACGCACACCGGAGAGAAGCGAUUCGAGUGCUCAAUUUGCCACAAACGGUUCAUGCGCUCCGACCAUCUCAGCAAACACGCGAGGACGCACAGCGCUGAGGGCUCAGAGGAUGGCGCGGAACCGGGAGUCGGUAAAGGGAGCAGCGACACGGACAAUAGUCUCUCCGGUAGCCCGAGCCAGUCUCCCGGGGUACUCGUGCGUGGGACUGUCCAAACGACCGAGGGACAGAGUGCGGUGGAAUAAUUUACAGAGCUAACCAAGAACAAAGCAACACGUGGACAUUUGAUAACAUUACACCAGCCUGUAUGGAGUGUGUUUUCUUGGACACCUAAAAACUGAUAUGGCACUUUAUGAUGAACUUCAGCUGUGGAUAAACACUGUGUCCUUACCUCAUCUAUUUGUAGCCUUCUUUGAAAAUAAAUUUGUACUCUACAGUUUAUAAGACUUGUGUUAUUUGAAGACAUUAUAUGCGCCUAAUUUAUUCUACACAUUUUUUACAUUAUUUUUGUUUAGAAUUAAUCAAGUGGCCUGUUAUAUAAUUAUCUGGAUUAUUAUUGUUAUAGGUUAUUUUAAAAUAUGUUUGGUUGAAAAAAAUCAUGAUUAUAACUCAAUAAAACCGGAACAUUUUUGGAAAUAUUUCGUUUUUCGUUAAACCUGCUAUGCUUAUGAUUUAAUCCAAGCAUUUCUUUGAAGGCUGUGUUAUAAUUUGACUAAAGAGUAGCCUACUAUUUUUUUAAAAUUACAAAUUUAAAACAGUAUAUAACUAUUAUCUUGACUACAACCUACAUAAUAAUUAACUAGGUUACUAGAAUAAAUCACUGUAUAUACUAAUUUAUCAGUUUAUUCAUUCAGGGUUUAACUGAGGCCUAUAGCAGGCUUGUGAAAAUCAAAUUAGCCUGAUCAAGGUAUUGAAAUGAUUUCAUUUCUGCACUGCACUGUUGAAGAAAUAAUGAUAUCGGAUCAAUUACCAAAUGUAUUUUGCACACUUUCUGUAACUGCAUAUUGGGUGAAUAUUUACAGUGGUCAUGAACACACAUCUCAGUUGCCUUAGUGUGCAUCUCCACCUAGUGUUCAGUUUAUACAGUCACAGGUUUUUGGACCACAUUGGAUGGUCACAAUUUGAUGUUUUGUACAUGUUGUUGCAUCAAAAAAUAUAUUAUAAAAGUAUUGCCAGAGCUGCACAAAACCUC
Molecule: messenger RNA, 2497 nt
Organism: Sander lucioperca (pikeperch)
Lineage: Eukaryota; Metazoa; Chordata; Actinopteri; Perciformes; Percidae
Gene: sp8a
Product: sp8 transcription factor a
Exons: 2
Coding region: 297-1550 (417 amino acids)
Biological process (GO): regulation of transcription by RNA polymerase II
Molecular function (GO): RNA polymerase II cis-regulatory region sequence-specific DNA binding; DNA-binding transcription factor activity, RNA polymerase II-specific
Source: RefSeq, a predicted model, not a curated record